This is a messenger RNA of Physella acuta, 1753 nucleotides long. RefSeq lists its product as uncharacterized. The record is from RefSeq and is a predicted model, not a curated record. Lineage: Eukaryota; Metazoa; Mollusca; Gastropoda; Physidae.
AGUUACGUUUAUACACAAACAUCGUGGCGAUCGAAAAACAAGUUUCUCGUCGAUGAAAAAAAAAAACCCAAUCACUAAAAUAUUGAAAAAAAAUGGCUAGAAGACGCGAUUCAUCCUCCAACGUCGAAAAGUUCAUGAAACCAAAGCUAAUAAACUGUAGUACUAGCAGUACGGAUCUAGAUCUAGAUCCAGAAGAAAAUGAAGGCCUCAGCAUAGCACUAGCAACACUAACAAUGCCAACAAACGACGGCGCCGGCAAACAAACAAGCAGAUCUCAAAAGAAAAAACACCAUCCUGUACAACACUUACUGAUCGAUAUAAGCCAGGUUAUAACCGGUUUGGAUAGGGAGCAACUCCUGAAAUUAAAAGAACUUAUUAGUGCAUGUCUGAAAGAGGAGGAGGCUGAAAAGGGAGAAUGCACAUAUAAAAAACCAAAAGUGUCGUUUGUGUCAAGAACAGCUGAAACUGAGGACUUAAGAUACGAAUCAGAUGAGGAUACCAACUCUGACAUUGAAAAGAUACACACGGAAAGACAAAAACAUCGAGAUCAACAUCCAAUGAAAUGUAAAAGACAGUCAGAGACAUCCAUGGUUAAAGAAAAUGAGGAGACAAUGAAAAUGAGACAGCGAAGUAAAUCAUCGGAAUCAGCUCUAAAAAAUACAUCGAUUUAUAGAGUAAACGCCUCCACCAGUUAUAACCAGCUCCUUGAGAACGGUGCGUACGAUGUCAGCCACGAAAGGUACACUCUAAAUGGCAUAAAAUGUGGGCAUGUCAUGAAAUGCCCCUCAUCUGGCGAUCAGCCAAAAAAAUAAAUGGGAAAAAACGUAUAAACCCCAAAACAAAAUCUACGAAGCAAAAAGCUCGACUACUGAUGGCAAAGAAAUUAACCAGCUGAGAAGACCUAUUUUAUUAUUAGGUUGCUGUUUAUCCGUCCCAUUACAUUUUUGUGUAUGAUAGCCAGGCCUUGGAGAAAUUCAUUCACCAUCUCACCCCCCCCCCCGCUUCCCGACACCACCCUACCACAUCCACCCAUCACCCCACCACUUUUGCACAUCACUCCACCCUAUCUACACAUCACUCCACUACAUGCACACUUGCACACAUCACUACAUCCACACCUCACCACAUCAACAUCCACACAUCACCUUUCAACAUCCACACAUCACCUCACCACAUCACUACAUCCACACAUCACCUCACCUCAUCCACCCUCCACCACACAUCAUUCACACAUCACCUACCCCACCACACCCACACAUCCCUCUACCACAUCAACACAACCCUCCAUCACACCCACACGUCACUUCUCCAAUUCCGCACACCAUUACAUGCAGAGGUUGUGCUUUUUCCAAAUCAAUAGGGGCCUACAGCUCUGACGGCACUUUUUCUUGUGUGAAGAUUGUGACUUGGUGAUAACAUUCAAUGAGGAUUCGCUAUAGAGUUCGUUUCGGUCAAAUUCAUUGAUAUGGUUGAGUUAGGUAGUGAAUUCCGCCUUAAGAUCCCUGAUCACACGAAAAUCUGGGAUAAUCUCAAAGUUCAAAGCCUCGCUCUGAAAGUCUCUAGUGGAGUCGAUCCUGGGACGGUGUGUCUUCACUGCAGGCUUGUCCCCAGUGAAUGUGUCAAGUCUUUUAUAAUGACAAGAACAGUGCUUGAGAUCGCAGAACAGUUCGCCAUCUUGUGUUGAUACCCUGUCUCUCAGAUGAUAUGUAAUAUUCGCUCAGUCGCUGAAAAUAAAACGAAAAUCAUAGAAAUU